GGAUUUAGAAAUGAUUUGAAGCGAGCAACAGGUUAAGAACUGAAUUCUUAUCCAGGGAUAUAGAAUAUUAAUUUUAUUGUGUUUUCUUUCACGUCUAUCCAUAGCAGAAUAUUCUUAUUAAAAUCAGGGGACAACACACUAACGGAUACAUAUCCCUAUUUUCACUGUUUUAAUAUUUGAGAUGGAGGAUAGUGCACGUAUGUUAGAGUAGGUAUAAUCGUCUCCCUCUAAAUACAACAUUUUAUUCCUGACUGACAUAUUGAGAUACCGCUUUAAACUGAAUUUUCUCUGGAGACGACGUACUUCUGUGUCUUUUUAGCUGGAUUUCUAACUGGAUUUUUUCUACUUUUGUAUGAUCUACAUAAGAAAUAGAAAAUCGUGCGAUCGGAGUACCUAAUGGAAAGUGUCAAUGGAGAACCAUGAAAUUGAAAAAUAUUUUGCCUAAAAUUUCGCCCGAUGGCAGAUGCUCUAUGGGGAUCUGUGAGGACUUAACGAAAUUUCUCGGUACUUUACACCGCCGGGGAAGCGCAGUAGGAGGGAAAAGCCACGAGCAAACUAUAUGCAUGAAUAAUUAGACUGCAUAUUCGUCCACCGAUUGGUUCCUAUUCCAUGACGUCACACUCUUUGCAGAAGUUCUUUCAUAUGGCAGGGGUAAUUUGUAGCCUCAUCGAAUUUGUGUAUGAUCUUAAAACACAUCGUGAAACGACAUGCAAAUCAAUUCCUGAAGACAUUAAGAGUUUAUACAAGCGAAACAGAUAUUUUCUAAUGGAGGCCUUCGAGCAUCAAAAUAUCCCAUCGUGUACUCGGAAAGAUGAAAUCAAAACAGAGUGUAAACCCCGUGAUCCAAUCCGCGAGAUCCUGGACAGUCUUUGCAACAAACCGUCAAAUCCUGACAAUAACGGGGAGAGUUCCAAAGCCCUAGUUACUUCCAAUGUUGAUUUUGACACGAGUGCCUUUACACCAGUAGCGAACAAUCAUAAUAGUUCUGUUUGCCACGUGGAGCCAGUGAAAUCUUGCAUCCCUCCUCCGUUCAUAACGAAUUUUACAGACUGGUAUUCGCUACGGCGUUUCGGUCUUCAAGAGCAUCGUCAAAACUACCACCAAUAUCCGCUUCUAAUUUCUGGUCAACAACCAAAUACCAGUAAUCCGUACGUUGGAUAUUUCAGUGACGUAUCUUCUUUGUUGUGCACGAGAGGAGACAUGAGUGUCCUUAAUUUCUAUGGUUCGAACAGGUAUCCGAAUCUCCAGAUACCCGCUUCACCGCGUUACCAAUGCGAUCAGUGCAAAAAGAGUUACUCCACCUUUGGCGGUCUAUCCAAACACAAGCAGUUCCACUGUACUACUCAGAUCAAGAAAGAUUUUAGCUGCAAAUUUUGUGGAAAGUCAUAUGGUUCUUUAGGCGCUCUAAAGAUGCACAUCAGAACGCACACAUUGCCAUGCAAGUGCAAAUUGUGUGGUAAAGCUUUUUCACGACCAUGGCUGUUACAAGGACACAUGCGUACUCAUACGGGAGAGAAGCCAUUUUCUUGUGCUCACUGUGGUCGAGCAUUUGCUGACAGGUCAAACCUUCGAGCACAUCUUCAGACCCAUUCAGAUGUCAAAAAGUACGGGUGUAAGUCGUGCAAGAAAACAUUUUCGCGCAUGUCACUUCUGGCAAAACAUCGAGAGGGGCGAGUUUGUGAACUUCCGGUUCAGUGAAACGCGACAUCAACGUACAAAACAUUUGGACCAAUUAAGUUUUACAAGUAUGUUUGUAUGUUUAUUCUAGAUUCAUAUAUUUAUUUUGUACGGGUGUAUACACAUGUAUUUAUAUUAUACUACAAUAAAGAUUUGUUGAAUAGCA
Molecule: messenger RNA, 1843 nt
Organism: Ostrea edulis (European flat oyster)
Lineage: Eukaryota; Metazoa; Mollusca; Bivalvia; Ostreida; Ostreidae
Product: zinc finger protein SNAI2-like
Exons: 2
Coding region: 610-1698 (362 amino acids)
Biological process (GO): regulation of DNA-templated transcription
Molecular function (GO): DNA-binding transcription factor activity, RNA polymerase II-specific; RNA polymerase II cis-regulatory region sequence-specific DNA binding
Source: RefSeq, a predicted model, not a curated record